Molecule: messenger RNA, 597 nt
Organism: Asterias rubens (European starfish)
Lineage: Eukaryota; Metazoa; Echinodermata; Asteroidea; Forcipulatida; Asteriidae
Exons: 1
Coding region: 1-597 (198 amino acids)
Source: RefSeq, a predicted model, not a curated record
AUGGGUCACAUGAAAGCUUUGCAGAAAGGAACCGCCAAGUACCCGCUCAAACGGAACCUCUGCAAGAUGGUCUCUAUCCCGCGAGGUAACCUAUCGCUGACGCAGGAUCAUAUAUUUCUGGGACAACUUCCAACUCGCAUCGUGGUAGGAUGCGUGUCCAACGAGGCGUUCAAUGGGAGGUACGGCAAAAACCCUUUCAACUUUCAGCAUUUCAAUGUGAACUAUUUAACCGUACACCUCGAUGGUGAGCAGAUUCCGUACACUCCCCUGAAACCUAAUUACACCGCGCCUGGAGGAGGAAACUACAUCAGAGCCUACCACACUCUCUUCUCAGGUACUGAUAAAACGUACCAGGACGACGGCAACACCAUCACUCGUGAGGACUACAAGGGAGGGUAUACAUUGUAUGCCUUUGAUCUGAGCCCAGACUUAUCCAUUGGAGGACACCUCAAUCUGGUCAAACACGGUAACCUUCGCCUUGACGUCCAUUUUGCCAAUGCACUGGACCAGACAAUCAACGUGAUCAUCUACGCAGAAUUUAACAACAUUUUGGAGAUCGAUCAGUCCCGUAACGUCAUCUUUGACUACAGCAGUUAA